Myiozetetes cayanensis is the source of this 2245-nucleotide messenger RNA. It is a transcript of the gene PCYT2, whose product is annotated as phosphate cytidylyltransferase 2, ethanolamine. The transcript has 12 exons. The record is from RefSeq and is a predicted model, not a curated record. Lineage: Eukaryota; Metazoa; Chordata; Aves; Passeriformes; Tyrannidae. The coding region runs from base 26 to 1126 and encodes 366 amino acids. Gene Ontology annotation, biological process: phosphatidylethanolamine biosynthetic process. Gene Ontology annotation, cellular component: cytoplasm. Gene Ontology annotation, molecular function: ethanolamine-phosphate cytidylyltransferase activity.
CGGGGCCGCCGGUGACAGCGCGGCCAUGCUGCGCAACGGGGCGGCGGGCGGCGGCGGGGCCGCGGCGGGCGGCGGCAGCCACCGGCCCGUGCGCGUCUGGUGCGACGGAUGCUAUGACAUGGUGCACUAUGGCCACUCGAACCAGCUGCGCCAGGCACGGGCCAUGGGCGAUUACUUGAUCGUUGGGGUCCAUACAGAUGAGGAGAUUGCCAAGCACAAGGGCCCCCCCGUCUUUACGCAGGAGGAGAGGUACAAAAUGGUGCAAGCCAUCAAGUGGGUGGAUGAGAUUGCUCCCGGAGCUCCCUAUGUCACCACGCUGGAAACCCUGGACAAGUACAGCUGUGACUUCUGUGUGCACGGGGAUGACAUCACCUUAACUAUUGAUGGCAAGGACACCUAUGAGGAAGUGAAGACGGCAGGGCGAUACAGGGAAUGCAAACGCACCCAAGGUGUGUCCACCACCGACCUCGUUGGCCGCAUGCUGCUCAUGACUAAAGCUCACCACAGCAACAUAGGGCCCAAAGGUCACAGUCCUUGGACUGGCGUCUCACAGUUCCUGCAGACGUCCCAGAAGAUCAUCCAGUUUGCGUCGGGGAAGGAGCCACAGCCAGGAGACACCAUCAUCUACGUGGCUGGAGCCUUCGACCUGUUCCAUGUUGGGCAUGUAGAUUUCCUGGAGAAGGUUCACCAGCUGGCAGAGAAACCCUACAUCAUUGCUGGGCUGCACUUCGAUCAGGAGGUGAAUCGCUACAAAGGGAAGAACUAUCCCAUCAUGAACAUCCACGAGCGAACCCUCAGUGUCCUGGCCUGCAGGUACGUCUCGGAAGUGGUGAUUGGAGCUCCCUACGCUGUCACUGCUGAUCUGCUGGAUCACUUCAGGGUAACACUUGUGUGUCAUGGGAUGACUGAGGUGGUGCCAGACAAGGACGGUUCUGAUCCGUACGAGGAACCGAAGCGACGUGGCAUUUUCCAGCUGGUGGAUAGUGGCAGCAAUCUCACCACAGAUCUAAUUGUGCAAAGAAUCAUAAAGAACAGGCUGGAGUUUGAAGCUCGGAACCAGAAGAAGGAAGCGAAAGAGCUGGCUGUACUGGAGGCCAUGAGGAGGCUGGAGGAGGAGAAGCACUAGGCUGCAGAGGGUGGAUGUGUGGGCCACAGAGUGCUGCAGCCUCACCCUCUGCGGGAGCAACAGCUCUUCAGGAAGGGACCCCUGAGGGGGAGCAGCGCUGCCAGCACACAGGAUGUGCUGUCCUACCCUCUACUGUCCUAGCUCCUCCUGCACUAACUGUGCAGACGAGUUGGGAUCCCGCUGCCUAGUUCUAUCUCUCUUAAUCAGCCCCCAUUCCCUUUCCCAGGAGAAGAUUUGACAAAAAAAAAAAAUGGUUUUAAUUAUAACUAAUGUUUUAACAUGUUGAUGUGCUUUUACCUUCUGCCAUUUCUGGCUCUUAGUAGGAGGGAAGUGGAGCAGUUGCCCAGGCCCCCUGCCCUGCCAGACUUGGCUGUCCUGACUGGGGUCUGCAUUCCAAAGCAGCCCCUUGGGCAGGGGUGGGGGCAGCCUGACAGACAGUGAGAGUGGCCUCUGGUUGGGGGGAUGUGGCCCCCACAGUCCCUCCUGCAGCUUUUACUUAGAGCCAUGGGGCCGUCAGUGCUGGCUGCUGGAGGUGUUUCUGGACUCUGGGGUCCACUGUGCUGCCUCUCCUCAGCUCCUGCCCCUGUGCAGACCCAGAGUUGCUCCAGGUUGAGCUGGGUAAAGGCAGAUCAUUUGCUGCUUCAGUGACGGGCAGGGGGUGGUAGCUGCUGAGGGGGCAGGUGGUGCAAGGACCCUCCAUUGAGGCAUUUCUCCAUGUGAAAGCAGGGAACCCUGGGAGCUUCUCCCAAAGGCUCUUCCAUUUGCGAGGCAGCAGGACCUGGUGCCUUGUGUGGACUGUGCUCAGAGCCCCCCUUGUUGCUGCUGCCAGAGUCCACCUUGUGCCUGAGGGGUUACAUGAAGGUGGGACCUGGCCAGGUGAAGUUUCGGGGUGGUUUUCUGAGGGCUGAUGUGCAGCAUGUGUGCCCCGGUGGUGAGAUGCAGGGCCUGAGGGGGAUAGAUGCUGGGCUGAGCCUCUUCUGCCUCUUACAUUCCAGGGUGCUGUGGUGGGUGUCCUGAGCUGCUCCCUGCACUGGGCCAGACAGUCCUGCCAGGCUGGGUCUGGGUGUCCUCACUGUUGUAAACUUUUGUUGCUGAUCAUUAAUAAAAUGUUGAAGAGUU